Messenger RNA from Plodia interpunctella (Indianmeal moth), 4601 nucleotides. RefSeq lists its product as uncharacterized. The record is from RefSeq and is a predicted model, not a curated record. The transcript has 16 exons. NCBI's taxonomy places the organism in Eukaryota, Metazoa, Arthropoda, Insecta, Lepidoptera, Pyralidae. Bases 107 to 4285 code for a protein of 1392 amino acids.
GUACCUAACGGUUUCCUGAGUUAUAUUCCAUUUGAACUUUGAAAACAAAAGUUUUGCUUUUUGUACAAUUAUUUUGUACAAAAUUUGAUUUGAAUAGUUACGUAUCAUGGAAGCAAACAAUUUCGUUGCAAGACUAAAAGCUAACGGGACCGAAAAUGAUUUGUGUGACUUGACGAAGGUGAUCGACGAACAUAAAGUUAUUUUAUCCAAAUUACCAUCGAAAGACAAAGGUUCUUUCUGUUUGAAUGUCUUAUGUAUACUGUGCAGGAACAUAGACAAAGUGCCAACAUGGAGUGACAACACGGACCCGAGGUUGCUUCUCAGCCUCAGCAUCGAUUGUGUGAGAGAGACGCAGGGGAUGACAAGGACAGAUCAAGUCAAAAUCUUAGCCUGCAUUUACCACAUACAUCGGUAUAUUGUGAAACUUAGAACCCCAAUACCCCCAAAGCUAGUGCUGCAGCUGUCCAGCAUGGCGCUCCAGUGUGAAGAGCUUCUAGCGGAGUACGCUAAGACUUACUGGAGCAUACUCGCCGACCGGAUCGGUUAUAUUGAGAUGUUGAAAGAUGGAAAUAUUUCAAUAAUAAAACUAUUGCCGAAACUAACUGAAGACGUGCUCAAAGUCAUACAAAUAUACGACUCCACACAGUUUUGUAUCAACAUACUGUCAUUUCUUUUGAAGAAACUACAUUUUUUAUACAGCGACCUGCAUUCAGUUGAGCUGAAUCAGGUUUAUGGACAAAUUUUCUACUGUUUAAAAACGAAAAAUGAUUUGAAGAACUUCAAGAAAUUAUCCGCCAAGGACGUACUAGAUUUAUACGUUAAAUUCAACGAUUGUUUUUACGUUAUCGUUAAGAAUUCAUCGAGGCAUUUCUUCAAAGAAUCAGUUUUGUCCAGCGCUGUCUCAACUUGUAUAAAUAUUUUAGCACACAAUUCAGAUAUGACCAAGUGUUUCCAAACAUUUUAUUUGAACGCUUUCUGCGUUAUAUUCAAGAACAUCGACUGUGAUAUAGACGCAGCAUUUUCAAAUCUUUCACAAUCAUUUGAGACGAUGAAUAUAAACACAAAAAUAAUUUACGCUAGUUAUCCAUUCGUGAAUCAAUUGCUGAGAUUGUAUAUUGACUAUAUAGUGGCGAAUGUGGAAGAUUGGACGUCGAUUUUCAAAGGUAAUAAUAUCAUGGAAAAUUGUUUGAAAAUCAUAUUUUUACUAAUGAAAAAAUCUAAACACUGCGAACAGUUGUUGAAAUGUGAAUUGUGCAAAGUUAAAACUGGCUUACACGACGCAAUACGUCUAUCAUUUUUAAGCAUACAUCUAGUUAAGCUAACCGACAACAUUGGUAAUAUAUUACCAAUAUUCACUAAUAUAAUCGAAGAGCAACAUGCUAUAUUGAAGGAUUUGAAGAUACUUGGAUGUUAUAACCACGAUAAAUGUUAUAGGAAAUUGCAAACGGACAUACACAACACAGCUAUUGUGUUAAACAAGUUAAAACACUAUGAGUAUUCGAUUAAUUUGUUCAACAUAUAUUUGGAGUAUGAAAUAAAGAAUUUCAAGGAUAAUAGUGAAUUGAAAAAUAUCAGUCGAGCAUUAUACAAUAAGAGUAUAUGUGAAUUGGAUUUUAGGAGAUACGAAGAUGCGUUGAAAAAUGCGUUUUUGAGUCUAGUUUUUGCGUAUCCGGAUGGUCUGGACACUGAUAAAUAUAUGAGUCUGGUGAUGGACAUAAAAGCUAAGGCAUUAAAAUGCGACGAUGAUGAAUGUCGAGACAGUCUCCAGUCGCUGUCUGUGUUGGACGCUUGCAAAGUUUGUUUGGAAGAGAAACGAUACGGACAUUUGAGACCUUUCUACGUACCAGUGAAAUUCAGUCUUCUCCUUCAACAUGAAUUGUCGCUGUACUGCAAGCUGUGGCCGUCGCUGGUGCCGCUGUCGGGGGCGCUCAGGGCUCUGUGGCUCCUCGGCCGAGGAGGCUACGCUGCCGUCUGCUCAGCUGAAAACGAAGAUUUAAUUAUGGCAACACUAUACGAUAUGAUAUUAAAAACGUCAGCAACAGUUCGGACCAUUCAUAACGAUUGUUACAAAAGUGUAAUUUGUGAUGUGAUUUCCAUGUUUGACGAGACUCCGGCGUCGAGCACAGAACUGCAGCUCACCCAAGCGGCAAUGUUCUUUCUAAAAGCAGAGCUAGACCUUUACGAUGCCAGUGAGAAAUAUGGCUGGAAGAAUACAGAACCGAACACAGAUCCGGACGAGGUUACUGUGCGAAGGACAUUGUCUCAGGAACACGAGGCCUCGACUCGCGCCAUACAAGCGGUGGAUAUCAUGACUGAUGUGUUACCUUACAUUGCCAGAGUGCCAGUGACAGACAGAUUGAAACUAGUCCUGGAGCUAGCCAACAUUUUCGUGUAUCAGCUGCUGCAUUUGUGCAGACAAUGCCACGCGCUGCAGCUAGCAUACGUGUGCUGCGAGUUGGCCAAACAUGUCGGCGAUCUACAAACCUACAUGAGGUGCGCAGGAGUGGUGAUAUCGCACGCGGACAAACAGACAGACAAACAGACGAUCACAGAUAUGGUGACAGCGGUGUGGGCCGCGGCGGGUGACAACCCUGACUUUACCGACGCAGCCCUGGGAUUUUUGUGCGACGUCGCGAUUUACAAAAUACGCGCAGGCGCAGUCGGCGCCGCGGCCAGACUGAUACGAAUUGUGCAAACGAAAAUACAGGAGUCCACGGACAGACGUCCGAAUGUGAACUUGGAUUUGUCGUGGGGACGCCUGCUGGAGGCGCAGAGUCGAUUGUGCGCCGGCGACCUCAGCGCCGUCAACUAUGCGCAGAGACAUUACAUGGCCGUGAACAAUAUGGAGUCGCGGCGUCACGCGCGCCGCAGCGCGUCCGCGGCUCUGUCCGGCCGCUCGGCGGAGACGUGCGCGGCCGCCGUGCGCUGUGCAUUGUCCCUUUGUCUAUACAGACGCGCGCGGGCGUGGCGCGGCGGCCGCGCGGCGGCGCCGCGGCUGGCGGAGCUGUAUGCGCACGCGCACGAUCUCACUUGGGUUAAAAUCGACAAUCGCCUCAAAUAUAUACUGGGUAUGCAGACGAACGAAUCGUGCCAAAUUUCCAAUAAAAAAGAUGACAUACCACAAGCGUUCACGCCGAAACCAGACAUAGAACUCAUGUUGGACAAUAUGACGUUUAAAAAAUCUCAAAUCAGCCCUUCAAUGCCCUGUCUCCCUAUAACCCGUUUUCAAACACCAAAUUUCUUGAAACACACUAAAUGUGAUUGCUACGCGUGCGCAAUACCACAGUGCUACAUAUUAGCUGCAUUCACUAUAGGCUUGGAAGCCAUCAUGUAUUUUAGAACGAAUGAGACGGAUAUAGCGAGAAAUUACUUUGAAGGCGCUUUCAAGUGUUUCCACCUGGCCGAGGAGAAGUUGAGAAGCUUCAAUGUUAACUGUGAGAAGUUCAUCUUUGACGCCGUCAAAAGGGGUUUUGUUGAAACAUUGAAGAGAUACGAAGUGGAAUUGUUGAUCGAAGCUGGAUAUUUUGAAUUGUCUUUGAACAAUUAUGAGAGAGCUGACGUGAUUGUUGUACAAAUUCACGAUAUUUUAAAUGAAUACGACAUAGAUAGUUAUUUGAGGAAUGACGUGUUGAAUUUGAUGGUGUGUUCGGCUGAAACGCGACGGCACGUCAAUAGAAACGUUGAAUCGAGUCUAGAAGCGGAAUUUGAAUCGUUAAAAUUGCCAGCUAAUAUGGAGCCGCCGAAAACUCCCGAAAUAAAACCAAAAGCGCCGCCCAAAAUACCGAAAGUUACAGUGAAUGACGAAGAAUUGCCGAAAAAGCGUAAGGUCAUCAAGCUCAACUUGGACGAAGUCGCGGACACGGGUGAGAGAGAGACGAAAAAGAAGAUUGAUUUCAAAAUUCCCACUCCGGCGACGAAGCGCGCUUUGGAGAUUAUGACGCCCAGAAAUACAAGUUCGAUACCUAAUAUUUCUGUUACAAAGGAUGAUAUUUUUCACACACCUUUAGCCUCGACGUCAGAGGAAUUCUUCACGCCAAUGUCUUCAUUGAAAACUUACGCGGGGAAGUCGUUGAGGCAAAAUAUAGUUAAGAAUUUGGAGGUUGAAUUCUCGACCCCUAAAGGGGUAGAAAAGGGGGGGAAGGGGGGGGAUUUAAUGUCAGAGAAAAGUAGGGUUAAAAUUAAGGACAACAAGAGGACGCUGAAGCGAGCGACAAGUCCUGGAAAAUUGGUGAAAGUUACACCGAAUUCUGUGAGAACUACAAGACGGACACAAAAUCCUAACUAAUAUAUUAUAUAUGCGGAAGUAAGUGCGUUUGUUACCUCUUCACGCUUUAUCUACUCAACCAGUCUUGAAAUUUUGAAACGGAGAAGGAUAUAGGGUACUUUUCAUCCCUGAAAAAUAACUGCUCCCAUGGCAAAUCACGCGGGCGAAGCCGCUGGCAAAAGCUAGUAGGGAAUUAGGGAUAAACGACACUGGGCUUCGAAGAUCAAUGGCUGAGGAAACAACCGGCAAAAGAGGAAGAGAUUCGAAUGUAAUAAAUCAAGUCCAAAUGUAAUAUUAGCCAAAGUUUGUUUGUUUAUUGUAAACACUAUUUUUACUA